Messenger RNA from Arachis duranensis, 1387 nucleotides. RefSeq names its product chitinase-like protein 1. NCBI's taxonomy places the organism in Eukaryota, Viridiplantae, Streptophyta, Magnoliopsida, Fabales, Fabaceae. The transcript has 3 exons. Gene Ontology annotation, molecular function: chitinase activity. Gene Ontology annotation, biological process: carbohydrate metabolic process; cell wall macromolecule catabolic process; chitin catabolic process. The record is from RefSeq and is a predicted model, not a curated record. The coding region runs from base 136 to 1098 and encodes 320 amino acids.
AGAAAGACCUUCCAGCUAACAAAGAACAUAAAUAAUUAAAAUAAUUAAAAAUAAUUCCAACUUCCAUUUUCUUAUAAUCUCUGACUCUCACAUAACACAUUCUCUUCUCUCUUUGUUCUAAACAGAUCCGAGACGAUGGAAGUGGCAAAACGACACGUCGUUGCGUUCUUCAUCGUCGUUUUGGCUAUUGUUUCAGUGAACGGCGAUUUAGGCGACGAUUCGAAGCUGAAGGUGAAGUACAAGCAUGGCAAGAAGUACUGUGAUAAAGGUUGGGAAUGUCAAGGAUGGUCAAUUUACUGUUGUAACCUCACAAUCACGGAUUAUUUCCAAACCUACCAGUUUGAGAACUUGUUCUCCAAGAGGAACAUUCCUAUGGUGGCUCAUGCCGCUGGAUUCUGGGAUUACCACUCCUUCAUCACUGCUGCUGCGUUGUUUGAGCCGUUAGGGUUUGGAACCACCGGGAAUAGGACCACGCAGAUGAAGGAGAUUGCUGCAUUCCUUGGACACGUUGGUGCCAAGACCUCAUGUGGUUAUGGGGUGGCUACCGGAGGACCUUUGGCCUGGGGUCUUUGUUACAAUCACGAAAUGAGUCCAAGUCAGAAAUACUGUGAUGACUUCUACAAACUAACAUACCCUUGUGCCCCCGGUGCUGAAUACUACGGACGUGGUGCCAUUCCUAUUUACUGGAACUACAACUAUGGUGCUAUCGGAGAAGGUAUAAAGGCGGAUCUACUUAACCAUCCUGAAUACAUUGAGCAGAAUGCAACCCUUGCCUUCCAGGCUGCAAUCUACAGAUGGAUGACUCCUGUCAAGAAGGCACAACCCUCUGCCCACGACGUCUUCGUUGGCAAUUGGAAGCCAACCAAGAACGACACCUUGGCGAAACGAGUUCCUGGUUUCGGAGCCACAAUGAACCUUCUCUACGGAGACAGUGUUUGCGGGCAAGGUGACAUUGAUCCAAUGAACACUAUCAUUUCCCAUUACCUCUAUUACCUUGACCUUCUUGGUGUUGGCAGAGAGCAAGCUGGGCCUAAUGAGGUUCUUUCAUGCGCCGAGCAGGUUCCCUUCAACCCGUCUUCCAAAUCUUCAUCAUCUUAAAUUAAAAUUUAUAUAUUUAUCAUUAUUAUUAUUAGCAUAUGAUAUUGAUGUGCCAAUCCCUUUGAAAGUGGUUAAGUUAAUAAGGGGUUCUCAAAAAGUUAUUCAUGGAAUGCAAUAAUUUAAAACUCUGUGGCAGUGUGUGGAUUCUUUAUAUAGCUUUUCCUGUUGCGUAGAAGCCAAGUCAUUUGUAAUAUUAUAUACUUUGUGAAAAAAUCUGUAUCUGGUAUAUAUGUACUUUAUGGGCGAUUUUGUUUUAUACAAACUUUGGUUCAUGAUGUUGUAAUGUAAA